Molecule: messenger RNA, 13648 nt
Organism: Syngnathoides biaculeatus (alligator pipefish)
Lineage: Eukaryota; Metazoa; Chordata; Actinopteri; Syngnathiformes; Syngnathidae
Gene: hmcn2
Product: hemicentin 2
Exons: 81
Coding region: 509-13114 (4201 amino acids)
Molecular function (GO): calcium ion binding
Source: RefSeq, a predicted model, not a curated record
UGUACAUGCACAGAACAGUUAACAUGUUAAUUACUCGAUUCCUAUGUGUUCUAUUUCAAACGAGACUGGUCCCAUUGAAGAAAGUAGUAGUAAAAAAAAAGUAGUAUAGACCGAUGUAGACGACGCUUGGAGCGCGGCCGUGCAGUGUAAUCAAUUGGGUGAGAGGCUGGAAGUCACGGCGGGGUCGAGUUACACGUCGCAUGCAAGUCGGGUUGGCCGUCCGCAGCAGUUUUUGCAUAGCUUCCCCGCCCCGUUUGGAGCGUCAGAGGGCCUGCUCCAAGCUCUCCAGGGGUGCUUCGCAAAGCGGAGGCGGCCUCCCCACACUUUGCUCCAAAGUGUACGCACGGGGCUGCUCCUCUGGACGCGUUUUUAAUCCGCAACUGGAUGCAUUUUGCACACAGUUUAAAAUUGAGUACCACCCCAUCUUCUUCAUACGUGUUUUGAUCUAGUUUUCCCAGCGCCUCGUCUGAUUGCAGCAGAUUUAUGCAUUAGAAUAACCCCCAAAAAGAUGACGGGUUUCUUGAGAACGUGCCUGGUCCUGGCGCUGUGCAGCGGCGCGCACAGGCUGCGGGCAUCCCCGGCUUCUUCGGAGCAGGGUGAGGGCGCGGAUGACAGCGCCUCGACCCUGGCGUUCGUGUUCGACGUGACGGGCUCUAUGUACGACGACCUCAAGCAGGUGAUCGACGGCGCCUCGCGGAUCCUGCACAAGACCCUCAACCGGAGGACCAGACCCAUCAAAAACUUUGUUCUGGUUCCUUUCCACGAUCCAGAUAUCGGUCCCGUGUCCAUCACCACCGACCCUAAAAAGUUCCAGCAGGAUCUUCAAGAGCUGUUUGUUCAGGGUGGGGGUGACUGCCCUGAGAUGAGUGUUGGAGCCAUUAAGAAAGCCUUGGAGGUUUCUCUUCCUGGAUCCUUCAUUUAUGUCUUCACUGACGCCAGAGCCAAAGACUACCGGCUCAAAAGAGACGUUCUCCAGCUGGUGCAACUCCGUCAGUCUCAGGUAGUUUUUGUGCUGACCGGAGAUUGCGGUGACCGUUCCCAGCCUGGCUACAAGGUCUACGAGGAGAUUGCAGCCACGUCCUCAGGGCAGAUCUUUCACUUGGACAAGCAGCAGGUCAAUGAGGUAUUAAAGUGGGUCGAGGAGACUAUUCAGACCAUGAAGGUCCAUCUACUGUCCUCAAAUCACGACAGCGCUCAGGAGAACCAGUGGGAAGUGCCCUUUGACCCCAGCCUCCGAGAGGUCACGGUGUCACUCAGUGGGCCUGCUCCGCAAAUCGAGCUGACCGAUCCCCUUGGCCGUGUUGUAGGCAUUGAUCAGGGACUGACAGAGCUUCUGAACAUUCCCAACUCAGCUCGUGUUGUGAACCUGAAGCUUCCCAGGCCUGGCACAUGGAAACUGAAGGUGAGUUGCGGUGGUCGCCAUACGCUGAGGGUCACAGGGGUCAGCAAUCUCGACUUCCGGGCGGGCUUUUCAAGCGCACCUGUCCAAGAGUUCAACCAAACCAGGGAGAGGCCAAUCAAAGGACUUCCAGCAUAUGUUUUGCUAAAAUGCACAGGCCUAAAACCUCCAGGUCACUUGAGUCACGUCGAGCUAAUGUCUGGGUCAGGACGUUCCCUACGUACCAUCCAAGUGCCUCUGCCCUCUGACCUUGGCCAACAAGGGCUUUGGCCUGUCCCAGAGUUAUACACGCCUUCCCAGAGUUUCUUCAUCAAGACAACGGGCAGAGACGAGGAGGGCUAUCGCUUCCAGCGCCUGUCGAGUGUCUCGUACACCAACAUCGUUCCAGCUCCCCCAGCUGUGAACAUGCCUGAUGCAGUGAAGGCGUUCUACAUGCAGCCUGCUACGAUUGGCUGUUCGGUGGAGAGCGACCUACCUUACAGGCUAAGAUUCGCCAGAAGUGGAACGACACUGGGGGAGGAGAAAUUCUUCCAGAAGUCUGCCACUGCAUCAUGGGAUAUUGACCGUGCUUCAGCGGAGGAUGAGGGCUUUUAUGAGUGCAUAGCGCAGAGCGGCGCGGGACAAGGACGUGCGCUAACCCAGCUGACGGUCAGAGAGCCUCCUCCUGUACUGAAGGCAGCAGUCAACGUGACGUCUUCAGUGGGCGGCGCGGCCGCGCUGUCCUGCCAGGUGGAGGGCACCAUGCGCUACAACUUGACCUGGCAUCGAGCAGGUCGCGCCAUCCGAGCUCGCUCAGGGAGGGUGAGGCUGCUGUCCGACUCAUCCCUGCAGAUCAGCGACGUGCGGACUCAGGAUGCAGGGGAGUACCGCUGCGUGGCGGCGAAUGCCCACGGAGACACCAGCAUCACCGUGUGGCUCUUGGUCCCAGAGGGACCUUCUGUGGUGCUUCACCCCCAAAGGCAGCUCUUUUCCAGAGGGGACGAAAUCCGCCUUGUCUGCUCAGCGUCCGGCUCUCCCCCUCCUUUGCUCUUCUGGAGCCAUGGAAACGCGUUCCUUGCUAAUCGGCCGAGGUUGAGUCUGCACCAAAAUGGAGUCUUGACCAUAAAGGGGGCCACCCCGGAGGAUGCUGGGAACUACACAUGCCUGGCCAGCAAUGUGGCUGGGACUGCCUCGCAAUCUGCUUUACUUACUUAUGCAGAGGUGCCUAUUAUAAAAGUGAUCCAGCAGGUCCUGCUUGUAGCUGUUGGAGGGGAUGCCACUCUGGAGUGCCAGGCCAGUGGGACUCCACCUCCUCUUGUCCAUUGGUUUAAAGGGAAACUUGAGGUGGGAUCCGCCCCCUUUGUUGAGCAGGAUGUCCAACGCGGGAGCCUGCACAUUCGAGGGGUACAGGAGGUAGAUGCCGGUCAGUACAAAUGUGUGGCCAGCAGCCCUGCCGGGACCUCCUCUGCUACAGUCACUUUGGAGGUCGGAGCGGGCCCUCUCUUCUCCGAGGCACCGGUCGACAGGGCAGCUAACGUAGGUGAGAACGUCACCCUUCCCUGUGUCGCUCGAGGUUUCCCGCGACCGACGGUCACCUGGUACACUCAAGAUGGGAGACCGAUUCUCCCAAGGACGGAAAGUCACAGCAGGAAAAUGCAAAUGGAGAAUGGAUUCCUUCUGAUUCAGAGUGUCUGGCUGGAUGAUGAGGGGCCGUACAUCUGCGAGGCCACAAACCAGUUCGGAACCGUCAAAGCCGAGGCGAGAGUUAGUGUCACUGGACUGGAGCCCCCACUCUUAGCUCAAGGUGCCCCCGUCGUCACCGCUGGCGUCGGACAAUCCCUGAGCAUCCCGUGUAUGCUGCUGGAGGGAAUACCUCUCCCAGAAAGACGCUGGUCACGGAAUGGGAAAGCUGUUCAGCUGAAUGGGAGAAUAUUUGUCAGGAGCGAUGGAAGUUUAUACGUUGAAAGAGCGGUCCCAGAAGAUUCUGGGGCCUAUGUUUGCACCGCAGUGAAUCCAGCAGGCUCCGCGAACAUCACGGUGUCCCUGGAGGUCCACGUGGCCCCCGAGAUCAACGCUGGGCCCUACCGCUACAUCGCCAACGAGGGAGUAGCCAUCACGUUAUCGUGUGAGACCAGUGGCGUUCCUAAGCCAGUUGUGGUCUGGUCCAAGGGAAGGCAACCUCUGCCUCGGGAAAGCUCCUCGCUUCAGGCUAACCCCGACGGACACCUCCACAUCCCCCACCCCACCGCCGACGAUGCAGGAAUCUACGUCUGUACCGCCACGAGCGCCGUGGGUUACGCCAGUCGAGAAAUCCAGCUCAGUGUUAACACAAUGCCGGUGAUAACGGGGGUGAGCGACGGUGACGCCACGGUGGAAAUGGCUGCAGAGGUGGGAACGGAGGUAGUUCUACCUUGUGAGGCCCAAGGGAGUCCGUCGCCGCUUGUCACGUGGAACAGAAAUGGUCACCCCAUUCCCCCUGUCACAGCAGGGUUCACUGUUUUGCCCUCAGGCUCCCUGAAGAUAACUGACGUCCGACUGAUUGAUAGCAAACUGUACACCUGCACUGCAGAGAACCCAGCUGGAAAUGUGUCUUUAAGCUACAAUUUGCACAUCCAAGCCAAGCCCAGGAUUCAGCCCGCCCCCCGUCUGCUGAAAGCGCUGGUCGGGCAAACCGUCACGCUCCCGUGUGUGGUCCAGGGGGAGCCGAUCCCAGAGGUCAAUUGGUUUCACAAUGGUCUUCCUGUCGGGAUCGAGAACACUUCGCCCCUUCGCAUCCGGCGGGUCAGCCUGGCUGACAAAGGGACUUACCAGUGCGUGGCUCGAAACAACAUCGGACAGGAGAUUUUGGAGAUCGCACUGGAAAUUCUUGAGCCCCCCUCUUUUGCAGAACCAGGAGAUGCAGUCAUGGAGAAAAUAACUAACAGCAUGGUUAUCCUCCCUUGCCCUGCUGAAGGCUCCCCACAUCCCAAGGUGCGCUGGUUCAAGAAUGGCCUGGAGAUACACGCAGGACAAUCCGACUUUUCGGUGACGAACAAUGGAGAUCUUGUCAUUAGCAGAGCGACUGCCAGUCACAGCGGUGACUACAAAUGCGUGGCUACGAAUGAGGCAGGCUCUGUGGAUAGGAAGACCAGGUUGAAAGUGAAUGUUCCUCCUGAAAUCCAAGAUGAUGGGCAGGCACGCAACCUCACAGUGACUUUAAAGCAGCCUCUCACUCUGGGUUGCGAUGCCUUUGGUAUUCCCUCUCCUGCAAUUACCUGGACUAAAGAUGGUCAUCCUGUCGACGGAGCUGGGCUGUAUCUUCAAAAUGGGAACCGCCUGCUCAGAAUCUACAGGGUCCAGCAAGAACAUGCCGGAAUCUUUGCUUGCACCGCCCAAAACUCAGCCGGGGAAGCACGAAGGGAAUAUCGUAUUGUGGUGCAAGCUCCGCCAGUGAUUUCAGGAACGUCCAAACGACAGGAGGUAACGGCCAUCCUGGGACAGGAAGUGGAGUUUCAGUGCAGGGUCAGUGGCCGUCCAGCACCCAGAGUGGAAUGGAGCCGCGACGGAGAGGUUCUCUCCCGUGAAGGGGAUCCGCAUGUGGAGUUUCUGGAAGACGGCCAGGUGCUGAAAGUGAAAUCGGUCCGGCUGAGAGAUCAAGGACUUUACCAAUGUCUGGCCAGCAACAACGCAGGGACACAGAUGCGCCAGUUUAGACUCACAGUGCAAGCUCCUCCAACAAUUAAGGGUCCCAGUGAGACGUCAGACGUGUCUGUGGUACUGGGCUUCUCGAUAGUUCUUGCGUGUGACGUAGAAGGUUCACCCACACCGAGUAUCACCUGGUUGAAAGACAACCAACCCAUUGUGUCGAGCCCCCAGCUGACGUACACGCAGGGUGGGCAGGCUUUAAGGGUGGGCUCGGCACAAGGGGACAGCACAGGCCUCUAUACCUGUCGGGCCUCCAAUCCGGCCGGCAACGCUGUCAAGCACUAUUCUCUCAGUGUUUUGGUGCCCCCACAAAUAGAUGGUAACGCAACAUCUUCAGGCACUCGGGAAGAGAAAGUACGAAUCAAUGGCAGUUUAACUCUUACCUGUGUUGCCAAAGGUUUCCCUGAGCCCAAAGUUUCCUGGUUCAAAGACGGGCAGCUGUUGACAGGAAACAGCCAUGUUGGCAUUCAGGCGAGCGGGGCCUUCCUGCACCUCGAGAAUGCCAUGUUGUCCCAUGAAGGGCAGUACACAUGCGUGGUCACCAACUCGGCAGGAGAAGACAAGAGAAACUUUCAUGUCGCCAUACAAGUUCCUCCAGUCUUCCAUCGUGUGACCAACAGAGAAGCAGCCUGGGGAGCAGAUGACAGGGAGGAGGACGAGGACAAUGAGGAGAUGGUCGAGAAGCGCGAGGUAGUCCUCGGCCAUCCCAUCCGCCUGUCCUGCGAAAGCAACGCCAUACCACCACCCAAACUCAAUUGGUACAAAGACGGACAAAAGCUCACGAGCGCUGAUGGAACAGUUUUACAGCCAGGUGGACAGGUGCUACAAAUUCCUCGGGUGCAGAGAGAAGAUGCCGGAAGGUAUACCUGUGAAGCCGUCAACGAGGCCGGGGAGGACCACAUGCAUUUUGACUUGGAGGUCUUGGUGUCACCUGUGAUCGUGGGUGCGUCUGAGGAGUUUAUGGAGGAAAUAGGAGCAGUGGUCAACAGCACGGUGGCCCUCCAUUGUGAUGUCACUGGAAAUCCAAGCCCGACUAUCUCGUGGCUGAGAGACGGACAGCCCGUUCACGCAGAUUCACAGCAUGUCAUCAGUGAGGACAGGGCAAAACUGCAGCUCCUGAGUGUGCAGGUUUCAGACAUGGCUGGGUACCUCUGUAUAGCGGAAAACAAGGUUGGAUCCGUUGAGAAACUCUUCAGUUUGACUGUUCAAGUACCACCAAGAAUUCUAGGCCCUAAAGAGGAGGAGCUGAGCGUGACCGAGGGUCACAUGGUCUCAUUUCUGUGUGACGUGCAAGCGUAUCCUCCACCAGAGAUCACUUGGACCAAAGAUGGGCAGAUCCUCCAUUUUAAUACUGGGUUCAACAUAUUGCCAGGUGGCCAGAUGCUCCAGUUGCCCCGGGCAAGAGUCGAGGAUGCAGGACAAUAUGUUUGCACGGCCACUAACUCAGCUGGCCAGGACCAGAAGAGUCUUGUCCUCAGUGUUUACGUCGUGCCCACCCUGAAGCCUCGUCUUGGUGCUGAGUCAAAUGUGGUGACCUCGCAGCUUGGUUCUUCCAUCACCCUGCGAUGUGAGGCCCGUGGUGUCCCUGAGCCCGAGGUCACGUGGUAUAAAAAUGGGCUCCAGCUCGCCACGGGGAACGGAGUCAAGACAGAUCGCCACCAGCUGGAGAUCACAGGAGUUCAGAUGGCAGAUGCUGGCACUUAUACUUGCAAAGUGUCCAAUGUGGCUGGCCAGGUAGACAGGACAUUCAGACUGGCGGUUCAUGUUCCUCCUGUCCUUGAUGGGCCUCUCCAAGUGGCCCAAAAUUUCACCCUGGGCUCUCAUGCAUUGCUUCGGUGUGAGGCUUCAGGAGUCCCCGUACCAAGCAUCACGUGGCUGAAAGAUGGAUCACCCAUUGAGAGCAGCCUGCAGUGGCAGUGGUCUAACCGAGGGAACCACCUCGAGCUGGGGCCGAUUACUCUUUCUCAUGCUGGAACGUACACCUGUGUGGCCAAGAACAGUGAAGGACAGGAACAAAAGGAUUACAUUCUCUCAGUGCAGGUAUCGCCGACUAUUCUGGACUCUGAGUAUCCAUCUGAAGUCAGCGCACCCAUGGGAGAAGAGGUGACGCUGGAGUGCAGUGCAGCAGGAAACCCCGCACCUCACCUUAGCUGGCUUAAAGACGGCUUGACUUUGGAGGGGUCAGGUACUCGUCACAUUGUUUUGACACCUGAUGGCAGCACAUUAACCUUACUACGGGUUAGUCCAGAGGAUUCUGGAACAUACACCUGUUUGGCUGUGAGCCCUGCUGGUCAGGAGAGCAAGAUAUACACCCUCUUUGUCCUUGUUCAGCCGUCCAUCUUGGGUGAGAGCAGUGAGCCCAGAGAGGUGCAGGCCGUACAGGACAGUGCUAUGACUCUUGAGUGUCGUGCCGAUGGAAACCCUCCACCUCAGAUCACCUGGCUCAAGAACGGGCACCCUCUACUUUUAUCGCCCCACACACGCCUAAUCUCUGGGGACUCCGUACUGAGGAUUUCUCCUGUGCAGUUGUCAGAUGCUGGAGUUUACACCUGCAUAGCUCGCAGUCGAGCUGGUCUCGCUGAGCUUAGCUAUGAUGUCCAGGUCCAAGUGCCCCCUGGUGUGGCUCAUGUGGAACCAGCGGAACCAGUGACGGUGAUCAAAGGAUCCUUGGUGACGCUUACGUGCGAGGCGCGCGGCGUUCCUCCUCCGACGUUGACUUGGAUGAAGGACGGCCAGCCGCUGUCACUUCACCGGAAUCUGCUGCUGGAUGGUCAGGAGACACGACUGCAGCUGCCUGACGUGGCAGCCUCGGACGCAGGCCUUUACAGCUGUGUGGCCAGCAACCAGGCUGGAAGCAGCACAAAGAGUUUCAAUCUCACCAUCCUUGAGCCACCAAAGAUAUCCAAGUUUAGUGCACCAGAAGAGCUGACGAUUGCGGUGAACAAGCCACUGGAGUUGGAGUGCUCUGCAGAGGGAGUUCCACCCCCCACCUUGAGUUGGCUCAAGGAUGGUCGCCCACUGGGAGGGACAAACGCCAUUCAGGACGACGGACGAAUCCUCAGUAUUACCAAAAUUCAGGUUGAGGAUGCAGGUCUAUACACCUGCUUGGCAAGCAGCCCGGCUGGAGAAGAUGGAAGAAACCACUGGGUUCGAGUACAAGUCCCUCCGACCCUGCUUGGUUCUGAAGAUGUGCGGACUCUGUCGGUGCCGCUUAAUGGACAUUUGACCCUGGAGUGCCUGGCUGACAGUGACCCUCGUCCCGAUAUCGCGUGGUACAAAGACGAGGUCCAGAUGCAGCUGGGUGGCCGUAUUCAGCGGCUCGCAGGAGGCCAGUACCUUGAAAUUCAAAACGUCAGACCGGAAGACAGCGGCCAGUACAGCUGUGUGGUUGCCAACAUGGCCGGAAGCACCAGUCUGUUCUUCACAGUUGAGAUUGUCUCGCCACCGGUAAUCAAGGACAGCAGCGCGGUGGUGACUGCUCAUUUGGGCCAAGAUGCGGUUUUACCUUGCGAAGUCGAGGAUGGCACGACUCCUGCGAUUAUGUGGAGAAAAGAUGGCUUCCCCAUAACCCACGAUAACAACAAGUACACCAUCCUAGCAGAAGGCUCCUUGCGUGUGCACCAGGUCCAGCUGAGCGAUGCCGGUCGCUUCCACUGCACCGCAUCAAACCAGGCUGGUUCAGACCACCGGGGAAUAGAUCUCAGAGUCUUUGUGGGUCCUUCGAUCAGUCCAGGCCCGUUCAACGUAACAGUAACCGCAGGCAUCAGAGCUGUCCUGAGCUGUGAGACGACAGGCAUACCUCCUCCUAAAGUAUCUUGGAAAAGGAAUGGCUCUCCUCUUGAUAGUAGCCAGCAAACUGGUGCAUACAGGUUAUUAUCUUCUGGGUCCUUGGUACUUUUAUCACCGUCCAACGAGGAUGAAGGUUACUUUGAGUGUACGGCUGGAAAUGAUGUUGGAGAGGAGCGCAGGGUCAUUGAGGUCAAGCUCCAAGUCCCCCCGACCAUCGAAGACGACGUCACAGCAGUGACGGCGGUGAGUCGGUCUCUUGUGGAGUUGCCUUGUCACGUUAAAGGACGACCUGAUCCGACCGUUUCCUGGACAAAAGGUGGAGCCAAGCUGGGAUCUCGAGGAGGAAGUUAUCGCAUCCUUCCUACUGGGGUGUUGGAGAUCACCGCCGUGCUACCACGCCAUGCCGGACGGUACACUUGCUCAGCUCGAAACGCGGCCGGAGUGGCUCAUAAACACGUCUUACUCACGGUACAAGAGUCUCCUGAGAUCAGGCCGAUGGCAGAGGAAGUGCAAGUGGUGUUACAUCAUGGGACCAUUUUACCCUGUGAGGUUCAAGGAUUUCCUCGACCGUCCAUCACAUGGCAAAGAGAAGGCGUUCCCAUAGCAGCUGGUCACAGGCUGGCUGUGCUCUCAAACGGCGCCCUUAAAUUUGCACGUGUUACUCUUGGAGAUGCAGGGACGUACCAGUGCCUGGCCCAAAAUGAAGCUGGUGUGGCUGUAGGAAGAACCAAACUUGUCCUGCAAGUUCCACCCGUGCUGAGCGUGCCCCGUGCCGAGUACACUGCUGUGCUGGGCCAAACGGUCGGUCUGGAGUGUGCAGCGGAUGGUCAACCCCAACCAGAAGUUACGUGGCACAAAGACAGGAGGCCUAUAGUUGACAGUGCUCAUAUUCAUAUAUAUGCAAACGGUACACUGGUGAUCACUUCUACCCAGCGCAGUGACGCAGGGACCUACACGUGUACCGCCAAGAACCUUGCCGGCAGAACCAGCCAUGAUAUCCGACUGGUUAUUCAAAUUUCCCCCAUGAUUCCUCCCGGUCAAACGGAGAUGUCAGUCAUUCAAGGAUUCCAGGCCCUGUUACCAUGUGCUGCUCAGGGUUCGCCAGAUCCCAAAGUAUCAUGGGAAAAGGACGGCGCGCUUCUCGUCAACGUUCCGGGCAAAUUCACAUCCCUGCGAUCCGGAGAGCUGAUAAUCGAGAGGGCCGAGCCAGGAGACGCUGGAAAGUUCACGUGCGUAGCCACCAACGCAGCAGGCUCAGCGAGACAGAAUAUUCACCUGUCCGUCAAUAUGAGGCCUGCCUUUAAAGAGCUACCCGGGGACAUCACCUUGAAUAAAGGACAGGACUUGUCCCUGUCCUGUCACGCCCAGGGAACGCCUCCUCCUGUCAUCUCUUGGACAGUCAACAACAUACCUUACCUAGGCGCCUCGGUCGAUGAAGCGGGCAGGAACACAAUCGUAAUCGACAACGUUGCCACGAGCGAUGCCGGGACGUACGUGUGCGUCGCGGAAAACAGCGUCGGCUCCAUCCGAGCGCUCUCCUUCGUCCGCAUUCGAGAGCCUCCUGUGCUGAAGGGUGAAGCCCACACGUCUCAAACGGUUAAACAAGGCAGCUCCGCCGUGUUGGACUGUCCGGUCCAUGGAGACCCCAGCCCCGUCCUCCGCUGGCUCCGAAAUGGAAACCCCCUGCCGCGCUCUUCCCGCGUGCAGACGCUUCACAAUGGAUCGUUGAUCAUUUACAGCAUCACAGCUGCGGAUGAAGGAGAUUAUGAGUGCGUGGCUGAAAGUGAAGCUGGCACAGCUGAGCGGACCAUAACGCUCAAGGUUCAAAUUAACGGAGGCUACUCCAACUGGCAGGACUGGGGUCCUUGUAGUAGCUUGUGCGGCGAAGGCUUCCAAGAGCGCGUACGACUUUGCAACAACCCCGAACCGGCUAACGGUGGACGAUCAUGCGCCGGGCCGAGUGUCGACUCCAGGAGAUGUCGGGCUGGCCUUUGUCCGGGUGAAUCCCCUCGCACGACCAGAGGCAGCCUGAUCGGCAUGGUCAACGAGAGGGAGUUCGGAGUGUCCUUCCUGGAGGCGAACAUCACAGACAACGAAGAGGAUGGCAGCAGCACGUUGCAGGCCCGUCUUGACAGCGUUCCGCCCAGCGUGGGUCCCUUGCUGCGGGUGCUGGUGUCGGUUUUUGCUCCCAUCUACUGGACCACCGUGCUGCAGAGUGAGCGCACCAGGAACGGCUACUCCUUCGCACGUGGCCAGUUCAGGCAGGAGUCCCAAAUGGAAUUUGACACAGGGGAGGUCCUCCGUCUCACUCAUGUCGCCAGAGGUUUGGAUUCUGAGGGAGUUUUACUGAUCGAUAUCGUGAUCAACGGCUUUGUACCUCCUUCGUUGACAACGUCACAUGUGAGCCUCAAGGAGUUCGAUGAGUCCUACGUGCAGACAGGCCCCGGGCAGAUGUACUCCUGGUCAUCACAGACCCACCAAAAGGGAGGUACCCCCAUGGUACUGCACUGCAAUCACACCAUCAUUUACGAGGGCGAGGAGAACCGCCAGGGCCCUCUGCUCCAGCUCUUGAAGGUUUCUGGAAUCAAUAGUGUCUACAAUAUGAUGACUCUUACACUGGACUUCCACUUUACUGCCGGCCUUCUCAUACCAGAUGGUCACGAAGAAACGUGUCCUAAGGGUUUCGUCCUCGACACGACCUCGUACUGUGCAGAUGAAGACGAAUGCGCUCUUCAGUCUCCCUGCUCUCACUCGUGUAACAACAUCAUGGGAGGAUUUUCUUGUGUCUGCCCUCCCGGCUUCACCAUCUCCACGGAGACCAACACAUGCCAAGAUAUUGACGAGUGUGCCCAGGGCUCGCACAUGUGCCACUACAACCAGCAGUGCGUCAACACGGUGGGCACUUACCGCUGCCAAGCCAAGUGCGGAGCAGGAUUUAAGCCCAGCAUUACAGGAAACAGCUGCGAAGAUCUGGACGAGUGCCGUGAAUCUACCCUUUCACCGUGUCAACACCAGUGUCUGAACACUUUGGGCUCCUUCCGCUGCAUCUGCCAUCCUGGAUACCAGCUUUCAGGACAGCAAUGCAUUGACAUCAAUGAAUGCAUGAGGAAUGUGUGUCCAGCUCACCAGCAGUGUCACAACACCGACGGAGGGUACCAGUGUUUCGACAGCUGUUCUGCUGGCAUGACCAAAGCCGAGAACGGCGUGUGCGUGGAUAUUGACGAGUGUCAGGACGGAAGUCACAUGUGUCGCUACUCUCAGAUCUGUCAGAACACAGUCGGGGGUUAUGGCUGUAUAUGUCCCAGAGGUUAUCGAUCUCAAGGAGUUGGUCUGCCAUGUCUGGAUGUUGACGAAUGCCUGCAGACACCGAGCCCAUGCGUCUAUCAGUGCCGCAAUGUGCCAGGCAGCUUCAGGUGCCUCUGUCCACCUGGAACUGUUCUGCUUGGCGAUGGGCGCUCUUGUGCAGGGCUGGAGAGAGGGCAGAUCUUCACCAAUGGAACCAGAGUCAGGGCGAGACUUCGGCCGCAGCUGGUGUCCUCCCUCGGCAGGCCAAUUUUGUCCCGCCCUCACGGGGUGUCUCGUAUUACCAGGCAGAGCUGCCCCGCAGGAUACACUGGCAGAGACGGCAAAUGUGUUGAUGUGGAUGAAUGUCUGCUGAGGAAGCCAUGCCAACAUGAGUGUCGAAACACUGUUGGCAGUUUCCACUGUUUAUGUCCUCCAGGCUACCAGCUGCUACCCAAUGGCAGGACCUGUAAAGACACUGACGAGUGUUUAGAGCAAGGGAUUCAGUGUGGCCACGGUCAGAUGUGUUUUAACACCAGAGGAGGAUACCAGUGCCUGGACACUCCCUGUCCUGCUUCCUUCCAGCGUGGAAGAAACCCAGGGACAUGCUUCAAGCCCUGCACUCUCGAUUGCGCCGCGGGAGCCUCGUCGAUGCUCCUGCACUACAAACUCCUCACACUUCCCUCCGGCAUACCAGCCAAUCACAACGUAGUACGGCUAUCUGCUUUCUCGGAGUCUGGCAUCCUGCAAGAACGCACAACUUUUACCAUACUAGAGCAAGAAUCCGAGGCGGAUCUGCCGGCCCGGGCGUUUGGCAUCCGGGACGAAACGGGCCGGGGGAUCAUCUACACACUGCGUCUUCUCGACAGACCGGAACUGGUGCGGCUCAAGGUGCGGGCCGCCACUGUUUCGCAGCAGGGCCGUGUGACCUACCAGAGCAUUUUCAUCAUCUACAUCUCUGUUUCGGCAUUUCCCUACUGAGCCGCUACUGCUCACAGGUGACUUCGCCCCUGAAAGAUCUUGAGAUACUUUUAAACCGAAGGCAAUUCCCAUGAAACGUGAGCGUCAUUAUGUCCUUUUGAAGACAUUUUGACAUACAGUAGGCUAAAUGAUCAAGAGGACACGGUCAAUCAGAGAUGUGGAAGUAUCUGUGACUGGCAAAACUUGCAGAGACUUACAAAUCUGCGACUGAAAUAUGGUGGAGAAGAAAUAAAUAUUAUCAUCGAUAUGCCUGACCAAAGAAAACAAAAUCUGUACUUACUCUCAAAAAUCAAAAAUUCGACGCAUCAGCCAUUAAAGCAAUAAUAUUAUUUACUAUUGAUCAGAAAGUACCAGAAACUUGUCUCUUGGUGUAUUUAAGUUAGUCAUUGUUCGUUGGUACGGUUACUGUCUGAUUAGGGUGAAUAUAAAAUGGAUAAGGAGCAAAAUAUUUCACAAAUCCUGUUUUAAAUAUUGCCCUUGAAUGGCAUUGGACAAUAUUUCGAUUAUUAAACCUCCAUUUCUUUAAAAAAAAAA